CUCCAAGACAGCGCUGAGGGGAGAAUGGCGGAUUAUAAAAGCCCUUCCUCUCCCUGUCAGUGCCUCUCUCUCGCUCUGGGUGAUCAGUCCAGUGCUGCUGACUGCGUUGGACUCCGGAGCGUCACCCCGACCUGGCGCACUCUUGUACCAGAGCGCAGCUGUCACCAUUACUUCAUGCUUAUUGGCCCGAGACCGAGAGAGGCAGAGGCAAAGCAAAAGGCAAACACACAGAGAGAGGGAAAGAGAGGGAGAGAGUUGGACCCCUGCGCUCUGCUCCAUCGAUCUGCAGAGGUGCACCGAGGACCUUUUACCGGGACGUUGGCCACCAUUUUUGCGCUUUAGGCUUCUUUUUGGAGGGAAUGCCAGAAGUGGAUUCACUGCUUGGAACAUGCUACUGGGCAAUUUGGUAGUGGUUGUGUUCUGUCUGUGGAGAACUGAUGUCAGCAGAGCUUACGUGUUUCAAGCCACCCGACCUGUAGAGGGAGGAGACAGUCCACCGCAACCCACGAAAGGAAUCUCAGACUGGGUCAGCUCAGCGGGCUCCUGUAAGGGGAGGUGCUUCGAGCUGGAGGUGGUUGAUCCUCCAGGAUGCAGAUGUGAUAAUCUGUGUAAAACCUACUACAGCUGCUGCUUCGACUUUGACGAGCACUGCCUGAAAACAGAGGGAGGCUUUGAGUGCACACAGGAUCGCUGUGGGGAGGAGAGGAAUGACGACCAUGCCUGCCACUGCUCUGACGACUGUCUGGAGAAAGGAGACUGUUGUUCUAACUACAAGUCACUCUGCAAAGGUGAGACUUCAUGGGUGCAAGGAGACUGUGAGGAGAUCAAGGGUGCUGAAUGUCCAGCAGGCUUCAUCCGUCCCCCUCUCAUUAUGCUCUCUGUCGACGGGUUCAGGGCUUCCUACCUGAAGAAAGGCAAAUCUGUCAUCCCCAACAUACACAAACUCAGAACAUGUGGUACGUCAGCACCGUACAUGCGACCUGUCUACCCGUCAAAGACUUUUCCAAACUUAUACACCCUCGCUACAGGACUGUACCCAGAGUCUCAUGGGAUUGUGGGAAACACGAUGCAUGACCCGGUGUUUAAUGCCACCUUCAGCCUGCGAACCAGAGAGAAGCUGAACCAUCGCUGGUGGGGAGGACAGCCGAUCUGGAUCACAGCAGAGAAACAAGGAGUGAAAGCCGGCACUUUCUUCUGGCCUUGGUACUGGAGUUGGGUGAUUCCUCUUGAAAGGAGGAUUUUGACCAUCCUGCGUUGGCUGCAUCUGCCUGAUCAUGAGAGGCCGUACGUUUACGCCGUCCACUCAGAGCAGCCCGACACCUACGGACAUCGGAUGGGACCACUCAGCAGCGAGCUGGACAACCCUCUGAGGGAGAUCGACAACAUCAUCGGUCAACUCAUGAACGGACUGAAACAGAUGAACCUUCACCGCUGCAUCAACGUCAUCAUCGUAGGAGAUCACGGUAUGGAGGAGGCCCACUGUGACAGGACAGAGUUUCUCAGCAGUUACCCACUCAACAUAGAGGAAAUUACACUGAUCCCCGGAUCGCUGGGCAGAAUACGACCUCGGGACCCCAAAUCCACCACAUAUGACCCCAAAGUUGUGGUUGCAAACCUCACUUGUAAAAUGCCAACUCAGCACUUCAAGCCAUACCUGAAGCAGCAUUUACCCAAGAGGCUUCACUACGCCAACAACCGCAGGAUCGAGGACGUCCACCUGCUGAUGGAGAGGAAGUGGCACAUUGCUAGGAAAAUGCCAGAAAAACUGAGGACUCGCUGUGGUUUCUUAGGCGAUCAUGGCUUCGACAACAAGAUAACCAGCAUGAGGACGAUCUUUAUGGGCCAUGGACCAAGCUUCAAAUUCCAAAAAAGAGUGCCAGAGUUUGAUAACAUAGAGUUAUACAACGUCAUGUGUGACUUGUUGGGGUUGAAGCCGGCUCCGAACAACGGAACUCACGGCAGCCUGAACGACAUGCUGAAAGAGCCGCCAUUCCAGCCCAGCAUGCCGGAGGAAGUCACACCACCGUCACCGGCGUCCGACUCCGACGUCACCGUGACACAAGAUCUGGGCUGCAGCUGUGAUGAUGAGAACAAAGUGGAGGAGGUCAUCGAAGCUUUUAACCCUGCACCGGACGGAGUCUAUAAUUACAAAGGCGUUGAAACCAGAGGAGACAGCACCCAUCUGCCGUUUGGUCGACCAGCGGUGAUGUUCGACACUCAGUACAGCCUCCUUCAUCAUGUGGAGUUCAUCAGUGGAUACAGCAAAGAGCUGGCCAUGCCUCUGUGGACGGCAUACACACUGCCACGACAGGAGGACGUAACUCCUGUUCCAGAGGUUUCUCCAGCUGUUCAGUGUAUCCGAGUCGACUCCAGAGUGUCAGCUGAUCACCGUCAGAGCUGCACCACCUACAGCCAGAACAAGCACCUCACCUACGGCUUCCUCUUUCCUCCAGAGUUGGCAACAUCUCCGGAGUCCAGAUACGACGCUUCGCUCAUCACCAACACUGUCCCCAUGUACCCUGCCUUCAAGAGAUUGUGGAGUUACCUCCAGGGGGCACUGCUGAGGCGUUUCGCAGACGAGAGCAACAGCAUCAAUGUUCUCACUGGACCUGUGUUCGACUUCAACUAUGACGGGCUCCGAGACACCACAGAGAAGAUAAAAGAGUUCUCGGCCAACGGACCGCCUGUCCCCACCCACUUCUACACCAUCGUGACGAGCUGCCAGGAGGUGAACCAGACGGUGGAGGAGUGUGACGGAGCGCUCAGGGUCUUUUCCUAUCUGCUUCCCCACCGACCGGACAACAGCGAAGCCUGCAAUAGUGCUGAGGACGAGUCGCAGUGGGUGGAAGACCUGUUGAAGCUCCACACGGCCCGAGUCCGAGAUGUAGAGAUUUUGGCAGGCCUGGACCUCUACAGAUCCACAAACCUCACCUACACCAGCACCCUGAGCCUCAAAACCUACCUGCAAACCUUCGAGAGUGACGACUAGAUGCACAGAGACAGACGCACACACAUAUACAGGAUGUAGCCUUUUGUAGAAGUCCUGCAUUUUCACCGCAUGCUCGCCGGACAGACGGUGCAUCGCUGCUGCUCCACUCCUGAGGAACUGCCCAAGAAGUGCUCAGAAAAAGAGGAACACACCUCUGAAAAUUGAAAAGAAUAAAAGAAGCAUUUGUUUGGAAGAUUACGACAGGAAUACUCAAUACUACACAUAAAAUCUGUGUACAAAUAUGCCAGCAUAAGAUGCAGGGUGGGCGACUAACAGCUGCCACUACACAUCCCAUAAAUAUAGUAUAUACAAGUCAUUCUCCAUUACACAUAAAGGACCACACCGGUGUCUUAGUUUCUUAUCAAUAAAUGUUCUAUAAAUCAUAUUUGUACUGACUGUCCAUUGCAAAUUUUAAAUGUGUGUUGUUCACUUAUUAAAAUUGAUUAGUAGUCCUUGGAUUAAGGAAUAUGGUCAUUGUGAGGUAACUCAGUGAGAAGCUAACCGUGAAAUUCAAAAAACAAAAAAAAAACUUGGAAAAUUGCUUUAAAAAAUGUGGAAGAGUUUAAUUUUUGGUGUUUUUCUGUAAAGGAAUACUUUAAAAAAAAUUUGAGAUAUCCACUUAAAUUCCACUGCGUGUGUUUAUAUGAAAUAAGAAGUUGGAGCAAGCAACCAGUUAGCAUUAAGACUGGAACCAGGGGAAAGCAGCAGAGCCAGAUUGACUGUUUUCCUCUGUUUUUUGUCUUUUUGUUAUUUUAAGCUAAACAUUUCUUUCCUUUAGCUUCAAUAUUCUCACCAAAAUCAGAAAAUGUUAAACUACUUUGCUAUAUAAUGAAGGGACAGUGGCCACUAGAGGGAAUCCAGAGGCCUGUCAUCUGAAUGAAUGUAGCAUUCAACAGGUAAAAAAAGUGAAUAAAUAAAUAAGCAAAGGCCUUUUAAUGUGGAUCACACAAUUUCUACAAAGAUUUGCCACAACAAAGGUUUACAGUGCGUCAGCACAGGGGCACUUUUUACAGUGCAUCCUCAAAAAAGAAAAUUAUUGCUAAGCCUGAAAUUGGACAACUUUGUUUUCACAUCCACUUGCUUCUUAUAUAUAUUUCCCCAUAGUUCUGUCACAACUUAUCAUCUAGGUGUAUGUUUUAUACAAUUCAUCAUAUUUAUUGCCCAGUGUCAUAACAUAACAGCACCUAGUAUUAAUCCAAUGUAACUGCUCUGUCCCCACUUGUCAUAUGAAGACGGAAAUAGAUCAGCGAUGUAAUGCAUUUUCCCCAAAGCGGUGACAAGACUGACGCUCUUGUGAAGAAAAAUUCUUUGCUUUUAAAACUUGGUCUUAUUUUAUUUUUUGUUGGCAUUGCAGCUGUUCAUUUGACAUGUCAACACUGACACAUCAUCUCAUCACCACACAAAGUUUUGGAGUGAAAUCAUUAGUUAAUUUGCCUGAAUUGCAAGCCUGUGUGCGUGACCAAGCAGGAUGAACUUCAUGGGAAACUGAGCACAGUUUCUUUGGAAUGAAAAAUGCAUGCCGCCAUGAUGCAUUGAUUCUAACUUAACAAGAGCCAUGUUUUGGAAAACUGCCUCCUUCUGGAAGUUAUAAGAGCAGAGGUCCUUUUUCCCAAGCCGGGUUGGUUGAGUUUCCUUUUGAUUCAGUUUCAGCCAAACAAGUCUAAUUUUCUGCGACUGUCAGCUUCCUACGCUCACACUUAAUUCAGAAAAAGAAGUCAGAACCUGUAUUUUUUUUUCAUGUUUGGUAGUUAUUUUCAUAAUUCACUGACGAGUUAACAUAGCUAACUGUCAUGGUAAUCAGUAGAACAGAAAAUAAUCAAUAAAAAGUCAAUUAAAUGACAUAAGAGCUUUCCAACUUGUAGAAGAAGCUGUUUAUUCCUGUAGUCUUUCAAAUAAAAGAGAAUUGGAACCUUUCA
Messenger RNA from Amphiprion ocellaris (clown anemonefish), 4905 nucleotides. RefSeq names its product ectonucleotide pyrophosphatase/phosphodiesterase family member 2 (gene enpp2l). Gene Ontology annotation, biological process: phosphatidylcholine catabolic process; immune response. Gene Ontology annotation, molecular function: phosphodiesterase I activity; zinc ion binding; polysaccharide binding. The record is from RefSeq and is a predicted model, not a curated record. Lineage: Eukaryota; Metazoa; Chordata; Actinopteri; Pomacentridae. The coding region runs from base 389 to 2989 and encodes 866 amino acids. The transcript is spliced from 26 exons.